AUGGAUAAAACCAAGGAUAAAAACCAUCGUGAGCGAUCUUUACCAGUGCAUUUCCAAUAUCCUUCAUCACUGAUAUACUCAUGUCUAUCUGCAGCGUACCUUCGCCUCAGAAUCCCAAAAUCGGCCCCGUAUGAACUCAAGCCUGCCGGUAAUCACGGCUGGGGUGGUUUUGCGACUCGUUUCAUCGCGAAAGGCUCCCUGAUUUACCGAGAACAGGCACUCUUCACGCUGCAGCCUCGCGGGGCUCAGCAGGUGCACGACUACACUAUUCUUUGGAAAGUCCGACAGCUCUCUGCCCAAGACAAGGAAACCUUCAACCUCCUCGUCAAAGCUGCUGCCCUCGACGGCGAUGACAAAGUUUCCAACGUCUUCAUCAAGAACUACUUCCGCCUUGUGAAUGUGGCUAAUGAGCUUGGUGUACCCACCCGAUCUCACCAGCUUGGGUUCUUUGUCUUCCUGUCCCGCCUUAACCAUGCCUGCGUAGCCAACGCCUAUGUUCCCCAGAAUGAGGGAAAGUACAUCAGCUGCUACGCUACCAAGGACAUCCAGCCGGGCGAGGAGAUCAUGUUCUCAUACUGUGCGGACUUUGAGAGCAUGCAGAUGGAGCAACGUCACAGACUGUUGAGGUUCACCUGCAGAUGUGUUGCUUGUGCUCCCGGCACCGCCUUCCAUGAGCUGAGUGAGAUCCGCCGCAAACUGAUUCGCGGGCUCAAUUUCCUGACCCAGGGUAUGGAUUUGGCCUACCCUAGACGUGAUGGUCAUGGACCAAGUGGGAUCAUCGCAGACCCUAUCCUCCGCGAGGCCGCCAAGGAACUUUACAUGCCAUUGAUGUCGCGGCUCUUCUACGAGUCCAUGAUUGGGCUUUUGCUCGAGGAGGAAGGAAUGAUGAAUGCGAUGAUUGAAAAAGAGAUCAUCGCUCGCAUGCGUGGAGCUGUUCGACUUCUGCAGGAAGCAGACAAUAUGGUUCUUGCCCUGAGGAUCAUGAAGCAGAAGCGCUGGGUCGACAAGUGGCUAGUGGCUAGUCAAACAUUGCACAAGCCUGACCUGGGCGAUAUCGACGGCUAUCUUAUGCUCAACAUGACCUGUACCGCUUGA
Penicillium diatomitis is the source of this 1095-nucleotide messenger RNA. Its product is annotated as SET domain-containing protein. Bases 1 to 1095 code for a protein of 364 amino acids. The transcript has a single exon. NCBI's taxonomy places the organism in Eukaryota, Fungi, Ascomycota, Eurotiomycetes, Eurotiales, Aspergillaceae. Gene Ontology annotation, molecular function: protein binding. The record is from RefSeq and is a predicted model, not a curated record.